Molecule: messenger RNA, 2244 nt
Organism: Rhineura floridana
Lineage: Eukaryota; Metazoa; Chordata; Lepidosauria; Squamata; Rhineuridae
Gene: EN1
Product: engrailed homeobox 1
Exons: 3
Coding region: 259-1434 (391 amino acids)
Biological process (GO): regulation of transcription by RNA polymerase II; neuron differentiation; multicellular organism development
Cellular component (GO): nucleus
Molecular function (GO): DNA-binding transcription factor activity, RNA polymerase II-specific; RNA polymerase II cis-regulatory region sequence-specific DNA binding
Source: RefSeq, a predicted model, not a curated record
AGCAUCUGCCAAGACAGAUCCGAGGGCAAAGCUGACUCUGACAUUUGGGGAAACCCCAAAGCUGCAGCGCUCGGAGAAAGAUGGAUUCCGCUCCAAGCCAACAAGUGGAUUUUAUUUUGUAUUUUUCCCACCUUUAAAAGAAGAAGAAGGAGGACAACGGAACACUCCCGCCGCCUCCUGGAAAAGUGGGGUGUGUGGGAGGGGACGAGAAGAAACGGGGAGAGAAAGAACACCGAUCCCCGGAGCUGGCGGCUGACUAUGGAAGAGCAGACGGACAGUAACAGCCAGCGAGACCCUGCUCGAACCCCAGGCAGCAACCACAGCAACGGCGGCAGCAGCAGCAGCAGCAGCAGCAGCGAUGGAGAGAGCAUCCCGGUGUCGCCCAGCAGCCACGCUCCCCUGUCUCCGGCCGCGCCUUGCCUCGUCUCUCUGCCCCUUCACCCUCACCCUCACCACCACCACCACCACCACCACCAUCACCAUCACCAGCAGCAGCAGCAGCAGCAGGCGCCUCCGCCUCCCCAACAGCAGCAGCGGCCGCCGCCGCCGCCUCCCCAGCAGCCUCAGCAGCAACAGCAUCGGACCACCAACUUUUUCAUCGACAACAUCCUGAGGCCGGACUUUGGCUGCAAGAAAGAGCAGCUCUUGAUCCUCGCCGGGACUGCGGGAGGAGGAGGAGGUGGCGGCGGCGGCGGCGGCCGGGACAGAGACCUAGAUCGCGCGGCCAGCUCAGGUAGAGAAAAUGUCAACCCACUGCUCGGCAGGCCCCCCAACCCGGCCUCCUCUCUCCUUAGCGCGGACUCGCCCGAGAACCCCGACAGCUCCUCCACGGCCUGCAAAGCGAGCCCCGCCACGGCGGCAGCGGUAGGGACGGCCAAGCCCCCCAUCACCUCCUCCUCCUCCUCCUCCUCCUCUUCCUCUUCCUCCUCCUCCUCCUCCUCCUCCUGCUCGGAAGGGAGCGGAACUAACCCGGCGAAGUAUGGGGAGCACGCCAGCCCCGCCAUCCUCCUCAUGGGCUCCAGUAAUGGAGGAGCUGUUGCCAAGAGCGAUUCCCAACAGCCGCUGGUUUGGCCUGCCUGGGUUUACUGCACUAGGUAUUCAGACAGACCAUCCUCGGGUCCCCGCACAAGGAAGCUGAAGAAGAAAAAGAACGAGAAAGAAGACAAGAGGCCUCGGACCGCUUUCACGGCGGAGCAACUCCAAAGACUCAAGGCGGAAUUCCAGGCGAACCGCUACAUCACCGAGCAGCGGCGGCAGACGCUGGCCCAGGAGCUCAGCCUCAACGAAUCGCAGAUCAAGAUCUGGUUCCAGAACAAGCGGGCCAAGAUCAAGAAAGCCACGGGCAUCAAGAACGGCCUGGCCCUGCACCUCAUGGCCCAAGGACUAUACAACCAUUCCACCACCACCGUGCAAGACAAAGAGGACAGCGAGUGAGCGCGGGAGGCGCUGCUGGCUCCGUCACGGAGCCCCCCCCUUUUUGUUUUGAUGCUUAAUAUUAUUAUUAUUACUAUAAUUAUUAUAAUUAUUAUUAUAUGAUGAUGAUGAACCUGAUCGCCAGGGAAGACAAAGAAUAACGGUACAAAAAGAAAAAGAGAGAGAAAGAGAGGACAAUUUGGAAACAAACAAAGGACUCCUUUACUGCAGUGACACGUUGGAGGGGGACUUAGAAGGGUGCUAUUUAAAAAGGAAAAGAAUCAAAUUUAUUGUCUAUUCAUAGAUAUAAGGAUUCCGGUUUUAAAAGCAAAACAAAAUGAACAAUUGCAAAAACAAAAAAGUAUCUAUAUAGCCAAACAUCGUAUGAUCUUGUAUAUAUUUAAUUUCAGGUAAGGAAUAAUAAUAAUGAUGUGUAGCGUUUUCUAUUCGCUCAGCCGUUGAUCUCUGUUGCCCCCCCCUCCCACACUUUGGCCUUGAUUUUUCCUUGUCGUUUUCCUUUCUUUAUUAUCGAUCUCAACAACAUCCCCCCCGCCCGCCCCUUUCAGCAUCUUGGUUUUGAAGUAUUUGUCUGGCCUCCUCCGACUUUCCUUUCCUCCCCUGCGCCUUCUUGUUUGCGGGUGCCUUUGCCUCCCUUCAUUUCGUGUGAGUAUCCGUGUCCUCUUUCCUUCUUUUUCUUUCGUUCCUUGCUUCCCCAGGAAAGAACAAUAACAUAUGACCCACAGACUGCGAGACUGAACCCCUUGCUGCAAGCCAAAGAUUUUUUUCUUAUGUUCAGAAACCUGUAGUCUGAAAUAAAGUGUAGACUGUGUU